GAAUUUCCUUUAACGGCUCAACUUGGUUUCAGUUGUUGUUUGGUUUCUUAAUUUUUCAUUGAUUGUUGUUAAUUUAUUUUAAUCAUGGAUGUUUCUAUUAGUAAUACCAUGUUGAACAAGAAGAUUAAUAAAUUGUUGGAAUCUGAUUUAGAUCAGGAUAAGGAAACAUUGGAAGCAAUUAAAGUUCUGUCAUCAUGUUUUACCGACAAUACACUCACAACCCGACGUAAUUUAAGUAACAUUUUGGAAAAACGGAGUCUUGUUAUUAUUGAAAACUUCCAAUCUUGUUUCAGUGAAGUGAAAAAAAUUAUGGACAAUUUACAUCAUGACUUGGCCUCAAUGAAUUCUAAUUGUUCACAAACUAUGAAUAAAUUAAAGGAUUUGAAAAUGCGAAAUCAAAAUCUUCUUGAGAAGACUCAUUAUCUCAAAAAUGAAUGGAAAACUGUGGACAUCCAACAAGCGAUUGUGGAUAAAUUUUUGGAAAAAUUUCAUCUGACAGCUCAAGAAAUCGCGAUCCUAAGAGGUUUACCCUCCAGAGACGAUCCUCAUCACCAACCGCCGAUGACGGAGACAUUUUUCAGUCUAUUGGAAAAAUGUCGUCAAAUUCACGAAGAUUCUAAGACUUUAUUAACUACAAGCCAACAAACAACGGGAAUUGAAACAAUGAAUUUCAUGAGAGCGAUAGAAGAAGCCGCUUUCGAACGACUUUACAAAUGGACAUUGGUCUCACUUCGAUCCUUCAAUUCAGAUUCAAUGGAAAUCGGAUAUUUAAUUUACAGAGGAUUGGGAUUCAUCUCUGAAAGGCCAGUUCUAUUUAGGAAUUGUCUCGAUGAAUAUGGGACUGUCCGUCGAGCGGUUGUCGUUCGUAACUUGAUUGACGCUCUAACUCGAGGAGGCGAUGCCGGUAAUCCUCCUCCUAUUGACCUCAACUCGAACGACGCUGUCAGGUAUGUCGGCGACAUGCUAACAUGGGUACAUCAAGCGAUCGCCUCCGAGAAGGAACUAUUAAUUCAAUUGGUUCAAUUGUGUAAACUUGAGACACUAAAGGAAACUAAUAUCAUCCAAGUGAUUCUAUCAUUUAUCAUGGAAAGUGUUUAUCGUCCAAUCAAAGCUCGAAUUGAACAAAUUUUAAUGUCCGAUCCAAGUUCACCUAAAUCACAUGGACCAUUGAUCCUGUUUAAGGUUAAAAACUUGAUCAAAUUUUACUUUAAAUUAUUUUCCUCUGAAUUACUUCACGAUUCACAAUUAGUUUACACUAUGCUCGAGAUUGAUUCUCUAGCUAAUCGAGUCUUUAUCAAUAGUCUUAACUAUCAUUGUGCCUACAAAUUGGGUAAAUCAGAUGAAGGUGAUCAAGAACAACCACCAAUUGAUUUAACUGCAACCGAUUCAUUGAUGGAAACAAUUUACCUGAUUGAUCAAAUUCUAUCAUUCCAAAAUUCAUCAAUUUUAUCACCAGUUGAUCGUCAAGAGGUUAUGAUCACAAUGGUAAACGUUGUAAUUAAACCUCUAAUUCAAGCCUGUCGGGAAUGUGCCGCUAAAUUACCUGGUCUCGAAAUGUCCAUCUUCCUAUUGAACUGUUUCAACGAUAUUUAUCUAAUCAUUUGCAAAUGUGAUUAUAUUGAUGAAUUUAAAGAGGCUCUCGAAGAUCAAAUUAACGUUAAUCAAGCAAGUUUAAUUCACAAAAACGCUUCAAACAUAAUCACUUAUUUCGGUUUGAAUACCGUUUAUUAUGCAAUCAAAAACGAAGCUGAUACACCCUUGUCGUCGAUAACGGGAUGUGACGCUUUGGCCUUACAAUCAUGUUCGAAAAAAGUUGAUAUUUUCUUGGCUAAACCAGAGAAUUUCCAACUCUCGGAAUUACAUUUUCUCAAAAGUAUUGAAUUAAAAGAGUUGAUUAUACGAAAAUCAUUGGAGCUUUUAUGUCAAAUGUAUCGAGAAAUUUAUGAAGCAAUUAACAAACCCGAAAAUGAAUACGAUGAACCAACAUCAUUAUUACCUCAAACUCCUGAUCACAUUGAAUCAAUUUUACUUUAAUUAUUAAUUUCCAAUUAACUAAUCAUCACUAAAUUAAUCUAAUUUGUAAAUUUGUCUUUAUCUAUUUAUUUGUUGAAUCAAAUUUAUUUAUUAUAAUCUGAAUCCAUUCAGAAUCUACAAAAAAACUGAUCGAAAAGUUCAAUCAAUAAAAUAACUUAUCACCAA
Molecule: messenger RNA, 2199 nt
Organism: Panonychus citri (citrus red mite)
Lineage: Eukaryota; Metazoa; Arthropoda; Arachnida; Trombidiformes; Tetranychidae
Gene: Cog6
Product: conserved oligomeric Golgi complex subunit 6-like
Exons: 6
Coding region: 85-2034 (649 amino acids)
Biological process (GO): intra-Golgi vesicle-mediated transport
Cellular component (GO): COG complex
Source: RefSeq, a predicted model, not a curated record